AUGACCAGAAUAACAUCAGAAGAACUGAGGUACAUCGAAGGUGCUUUGCAAGAACAGGGGACGAAUACUGACUGUUCGCUGAAGCUUCCAGUGAGAAGCAUUUUUACCAGUUUGCCAGUGUGGGCAAUCAUAUUCGCAAGUGUAGGUAACACAUGGGGUCUAGCUGUUUUCAUUGCCCAACUGCCAACCUACAUGAAAAAUAUCCUCGGAUUCUCCAUCAAACAGAAUGGGUUUCUCUCAGCUCUCCCUUUUCUGCUGCGUUAUGUUGGCGCCAUUCUAUGGAGUAGUCUAGGAGAUUGGCUGACAACGCACAAAUAUCUCUCAAUCAGAGCAUCUCGCAGAUUAUUUAGUGUUCUAGCACUAUGGGGCCCAGCCGCAAUGGUUCUUGGGGUCACGUUUGCUGGCUGUAACUGGCAAGCAACCAUUGGUCUGAUCUGUCUCGCAUUCUUCUGCAACGGAGCUAUGACGGCUAGUAUUUUGGCCAAUCAUACGGAUAUUGCCCCUAAUUUCUCUGGGACACUCUUAGGGAUUGACAACACUUUCGCCAGCAUCGUCAGCUUUCUGGUUCCCGUCGUAGUCGGAGUUAUGACGGAUGGGAAAAUAAUUUUAACAGUUUCAUAA
This is a messenger RNA of Penaeus indicus, 621 nucleotides long. Its product is annotated as putative inorganic phosphate cotransporter. Gene Ontology annotation, biological process: monoatomic anion transport; transmembrane transport. NCBI's taxonomy places the organism in Eukaryota, Metazoa, Arthropoda, Malacostraca, Decapoda, Penaeidae. The record is from RefSeq and is a predicted model, not a curated record. Gene Ontology annotation, molecular function: transmembrane transporter activity. Gene Ontology annotation, cellular component: membrane. Bases 1 to 621 code for a protein of 206 amino acids. The transcript has 6 exons.